ACGAGCCCGACGAGCAGGACGGACACAGAGAAUCGCCAAGUGAACAGACCAGAUUCCACCACACCCUCUUCCUUCUUCGCUCCGGUCCGGCGGGUGAGUCGUCGCGUCGCCGGCAUCCAUGGCGGCGGUGGUGCGCGGCGUGCUGAGGGGCAUCAAGGAGAAGGGCCUCACCAACUUCCUCCGCGACGUCCGCGAAGAAGGAUACCUGAAUUGCCUUCUGGAUGGGAACCUUUUGCAAACAAAAAUUCACAAUAUUGGCGCAACACUUGUAGGGGUAGACAAGUUUGGAAACAAGUACUAUGAGAAACUGCAUGACACUCAGUAUGGAAGGCACAGGUGGGUAGAAUAUGCAGAGAAAGGGCGCUACAAUGCAUCCCAAGUGCCUGCUGAAUGGCAUGGAUGGCUGCAUCACAUCACAGAUAACACUGGUGAUCAGCUGCUGGCCCAGAAGACUGCUAGGUACCUUGUGGAGCACAAGCAGAACUACUCUGGUGAGGGUGAGGAGCUGAUCUACCACUCCAAGGGGCACGCCCUGAACCCGGGUCAGAGGGACUGGACGAGGUACCAGCCCUGGGAGCCAAAGAAAGAGCAAUCCUAGUAAAAUGUCUGUGUCCAAUCGGGGAGGACCACCCUGUUUGUGUUUUCUUGCUUUUAUUGCCUUGGGUUCUUAACGAUCCUGAAUAAUGUUGUACUGGACAACAAUACUGUAUAAUUCGAUCAUCUCCGUUUGAUUUUUGAAAGGUGGUGGUUGUUACUGCUGUAAAAGCAGAUUUGCGGAA
Setaria italica (foxtail millet) is the source of this 779-nucleotide messenger RNA. Its product is annotated as probable NADH dehydrogenase [ubiquinone] 1 alpha subcomplex subunit 12. Lineage: Eukaryota; Viridiplantae; Streptophyta; Magnoliopsida; Poales; Poaceae. The record is from RefSeq and is a predicted model, not a curated record. The transcript is spliced from 5 exons. Gene Ontology annotation, biological process: mitochondrial respiratory chain complex I assembly; response to oxidative stress. The coding region runs from base 119 to 598 and encodes 159 amino acids. Gene Ontology annotation, cellular component: membrane.